GUGACGACACUUCCAGUAUAUGACUUUUUCCCCGGGAAGGCGAUUUGGCGCGGAAUCUGUUGUUUUGGUUUCUUCCUCUGGUGUCACCCUGAUUUUUUUUAAGCAAAUGGCGCCGGUUUCUAAUCAAGAAAAAGACGCGGAUAGCGGGGAUUACGACGAUGGGGCCAAUUGCGGUCUCGCCGCAUCCCGCUCCAGACGAGAGAGAAAAGAGAAAGCGGGUCGUAAAUCCGCCUUGGAGCAGCUUAAAAGAGCCAAAAAGGGCGAGAAGGUGAAAUAUGAGGUGGAGGAGAUGGAGAGCGUGUACGAGGAGGUGGAUGAGGAUCAGUACUCUCGGAUGGUCCGGGAGAGACAGGACGACGACUGGAUCGUUGAUGACGAUGGAGCAGGUUACGUAGAAGACGGCAGAGAGAUCUUUGAUGAAGAUCUGCAGGGUACCGACUCGGAAAAAAGCUCUAAGAACAAAUCUGGUGCUAAAGGAGGAGAUGCCAAGAACGCUAAGAAAGCGUCCGUGAGUAAACCCAACAACAUCAAGAGUAUGUUCAUGAACAGCAACGUCAAAAAACCCGCCGAGAAAAAUGUGGACCUGUCCAAAGAUGAUCUGUUGGGAGACAUUUUGGAGGAUCUGCAUGCCGAGAAACCAGUGCUUUUUACUCCACCACCUGUCAUCACCCUGAAGAAAAAGAAAGCCCUGGGAGCACCCAUGAACCCUUUCUCCGUCCAAUCAAAAACCCCCAAGGAGACACCUGUAGCUCUGGCGUCAAAGCCCAAGCAUACCGUGAUCCGCCCUCCUCCGUCUGAUCUCUCACCUAAACCAGCGUCUAAACCCGCCCCCUCCAUCCACCCCCAAAAACCAGAGGUGGAGGAAUCUGAGGAAGUGUGCGACUCGUUAGAUUUUGACGGGGCGGACUUCGAUGAGCCGAUGGAGCUGGGGGCCGAGAGGCAGGUGGAAACGGAGAUUAAAGCAGAGCCGGAACCCGAGGACGAGGUGUUGACAUCAGGCAUGGUGGGCGGCUCCUGCUGGGGGAAGAUGGAGGAGCAGGAGGAUGACGAGUCUCCCGUGGAGGUGCAGGUGGACUCCAGUCAACUGCCGAUGACGGAGGGAGCUGAUGGAGAAAUGGUGUUCCGCUUUUAUUGGCUGGACGCUUUCGAGGAUCAGUUCAACCAACCAGGUGUGGUGUACUUGUUCGGGAAGGUGUGGAUCGAGUCGGCUAAAGCGCACGUCAGCUGCUGCGUGGCUGUGAAAAACAUCGAGAGGACUAUGUACUUCUUGCCGAGAGAGCGUAAGAUAAACCUGGCGAGCGGUGAGGAGACGGACGUUCCAGUCGGAAUGAUGGACGUCUACCAGGAGUUUAACAGCCUCUCUGAAAAAUACAAAAUAAUGAAGUUCAAGUCCAAGAAAGUUGAGAAGAACUACGCCUUCGAGAUUCCGGACGUACCUACACAGAGCGAGUACCUGGAAGUGCGAUACUCUGCCGAGAUGCCCCAGCUGCCGUCCAAUCUAAAAGGCUCCACCUUCUCGCAUGUGUUUGGUACGAACACCUCCAGCCUGGAGCAUUUCCUCCUCAGCAGGAAGAUCCGAGGACCCUGCUGGCUCGAUGUUAAGACCCCUCAGCUGUGCGGUCAGCCGAUGAGCUGGUGUAAAGUGGAGGCCAUCGUGCCGAAAAGCGAGCUGAUCUCAGUGGUGAAGGACCUGCCUCCUCCUCCGCUCGUCGUCAUGUCCAUCAGCCUGAAGACAGUUCCCAAUCCAAAGACCCACCACAACGAGAUCGUGUCUCUGGCUGCUCUUAUUCAUUACAAGUUUCCUCUGGACAAGGCACCUCCAUGUAUUCCUUAUCAGACCCAUUUCUGUGUGGUGAACAAGCCCACAGACUGCAUCUAUCCCUACGACUUCAAGGAUGUGGUUAAGAAGAAGAACGGGAUUGUAGAGAUGGCAGCGACAGAACGAACUCUCUUGGGCUUCUUCUUGGCCAAGUUGCACAAGAUCGAUCCUGAUGUUUUGGUGGGGCAUGACAUCUUGGGCUUUGACCUGGAAGUCCUGCUGCAGAGGAUCAACAUGUGUAAGGUGCCCUUCUGGUCCAAAAUCGGCCGACUGAGGCGGGCCAACAUGCCCAAACUCGGGGGCCGAGGCGGUUUCGCAGAGAAGAGCGCUGCCUGUGGCAGACUCGUAUGUGACGUCGAGAUCUCCGCUAAGGAGCUGAUUCGCUGUAAGAGUUACCACCUGACUGAACUGGCAGCGCAGAUCCUUAAGACGGAGCGAGCCAUGGUGCCUCCUGAGAACAUCAGGAACUUGUACAGUGACUCUCCUCACCUGCUCUACCUGUUGGAACUCACCUGGAUGGACGCCAAGCUCAUCCUGCAGAUCAUGUGCGAGCUCAACGUGCUUCCUCUGGCGCUUCAGAUCACCAACAUCGCCGGCAAUGUCCUGUCUCGGACGCUGAUGGGUGGCCGCUCAGAGAGGAACGAGUUCCUGCUGCUUCACGCCUUCCACGAGAGGAACUACAUCGUUCCAGACAAACAUUUCAUGAAGAAACAUCAGCAUGAGCCUGGUGAGGAUGAUGAUGUAGAUGUAGGGAAGAGUAAGUCUGGGAAGGUGAGGAGGAAGGCUGCGUACGCUGGAGGUCUGGUCUUGGAACCUAAAAUUGGUUUUUAUGAUAAGUUCAUUCUGCUUCUGGACUUCAACAGUCUGUACCCAUCCAUCAUCCAGGAGUUUAACAUCUGUUUCACUACGGUUCAGCGCGAGGCAUCUGGCUCACGCAAAAAGAUCGAGCAGGACGAGGACGCGGAUGAGGUUCCGGACCUUCCGGACCCGGAUCUGGAGAUGGGCGUUCUUCCGAAGGAGAUCCGUAAGCUGGUGGAGCGCAGGCGGCAGGUCAAACAGCUGAUGAAGCAGCCUGAUCUGAACCCUGACCUUUACCUGCAGUAUGAUAUCAGACAGAAGGCUCUGAAACUCACUGCUAACAGCAUGUACGGGUGUCUGGGCUUCUCCUACAGCCGCUUCUACGCCAAACCUCUGGCUGCUCUCGUCACACACAAGGGUAGAGAGAUCCUAAUGCACACCAAAGACAUGGUUCAGAAGAUGAAUCUGGAUGUGAUUUACGGAGACACCGAUUCCAUCAUGAUCAACACCAACAGCUCCAACCUGGACGAGGUCUUCAAACUGGGCAACAAGGUGAAGAGUGAAGUGAAUAAACUGUACCGACUGCUGGAGCUGGACAUCGACGGCGUGUUUAAGUCCCUGCUCCUGCUGAAGAAGAAGAAGUACGCCGCUCUGAUGGUGGAGCCGCUGGGAGAGGGCCGCUACACCACCAAGCAGGAGCUGAAAGGCCUGGACAUUGUUCGUAGGGACUGGUGCGGCCUCGCAAAGGAGUGCGGCAACUACGUGAUCGGUCAGAUUUUGUCGGAUCAGAAUCGUGACAUGAUCCUGGAGAACAUCCAGCAGCAUCUGAUCGAGGUUGGGGAGAAGGUGGCCAACGGCAGUGUCCCUCUCAACAUGUUCGAGAUCCACAAGGCUCUGACGAAGGACCCUCAGGACUACCCGGAUAAGAAGAGUCUCCCACAUGUGCAUGUGGCCCUGUGGAUCAACUCUCAAGGAGGCCGAAAGGUCAAGGCAGGAGACACCGUGUCCUACAUCAUCUGUCAGGACGGCUCGAAUCUAACAGCAAGCCAAAGGGCGUAUGCUCCGGAGCAGCUCCAGAAGCAGCCGGGUCUGAGCCUGGACACGCAGUACUACCUGUCGCAGCAGGUUCACCCCGUGGUGGGGCGAAUAUGUGAGCCCAUCGAGGGUAUCGAUGCCGUCCUGAUCGCCACGUGGCUGGGUCUGGACCCGGGGCAGUUCCGGGCCCAGCAGAGGCAGCAGCGAGAGGAGGAGUCGGACGGGUUCCUGGGCGUUCCGGCUCAGCUGACGGACGAAGAACGGUACCGCGAUUGCGAGAGGUUCUCCUUCGCUUGUCCCGAGUGCGGCACGGAGAACAUCUACGACAGCGUGUUUGAGGGAACGGGGCAUGUGAUGGAACCGAGUCUGAAGCGCUGCUGUCACGUCCCUUGUAAUGCAAGCCCACUACAUCACAACGAUCGAAUCAGCAACAAACUUCUCCUGGACAUCCGGAGACACGUCCGCAAAUACUACAGCGGAUGGCUGCUGUGCGAGGACCAGGCGUGUGGAAACCGGACCCGUCGUCUUCCCAUCGCGUUCUCGCAUUCAGGGCCAAUCUGUCCCGUCUGUUGCAAGUCCACCCUCAAACCCGAGUAUUCCGAGAAGGCGCUCUACAACCAGCUGAGCUUCUACAGGUUCAUCUUCGACUGGGAAUACGCCACCACCAAAGUCCUGCUGGGAGAAGAGAAAUUGAAAUUCAAGAAAUAUUAUACCGAAGAGAGAGAGGUCUAUAAGAAGCUGAAGACGGUGGUGGACCGCGUCCUGGCAUCCAGCAGCUACUCCGAGGUCAACCUCGCCAAACUCUUCCAGGCCUUUACGUCAUUAAAGUAAUGUUUUAUUAGCGUACCAGCUUUCAGGUGGCGCGUUGGCUGAUGUUUUUUUUUUUCCUACCAGGAUUAGUUUUCAUACACAUGUACUAUAUUAUAUACCUGUGAUGUCGUCUGCGCUUUCCUUCACCUGUAUUUCUGGUGGUCAUGAUGAUUGCAGCGCUCGUCGAGAGCUUCCUUGAUUGGCUGAUUGUCACUCAACAUCUUCCAUCAUGUCCAUUUAGCCCUGUCUUUAAUCGAUCCCAAUUCGGGGGUAAAAUGGACAUGAAGAGAGCCUAAAGACCCAUAAAAACACCAGCACCUUCAACCCAAACCCCCUCCUCCUCCUCUUCAUUCCACCACACACAACGAGGGAACAAUCAGGGGUAAUAACUUCUCUCCACCACCACUGGUCCUUGACAGCUUAGCAAUUAGCCAAUGAUACAGACUCGGCCUGGUGAUUCAAGGAGCCGUACCGAUUGGACUCUCGUUUGGGACAUUACCUAUAUACUUGCACUUGGAUUCUAGGUUUUAUCAUAUUCUUUCAACACAUGUUGAUUUUGUUGUUGUCGAUUCGAAUGAACGUCUGAUAUCGUUUCCGUUGAAUGUUUUUAUACUGCAAGAUAAAUAAAUUUGAUUAAGAACAA
This is a messenger RNA of Ictalurus punctatus (channel catfish), 5105 nucleotides long. It is a transcript of the gene pola1, whose product is annotated as polymerase (DNA directed), alpha 1. Bases 20 to 4483 code for a protein of 1487 amino acids. The record is from RefSeq and is a predicted model, not a curated record. Lineage: Eukaryota; Metazoa; Chordata; Actinopteri; Siluriformes; Ictaluridae. Gene Ontology annotation, biological process: mitotic DNA replication initiation; lagging strand elongation; leading strand elongation. The transcript has 37 exons. Gene Ontology annotation, cellular component: alpha DNA polymerase:primase complex. Gene Ontology annotation, molecular function: single-stranded DNA binding; purine nucleotide binding; DNA-directed DNA polymerase activity.